This is a messenger RNA of Chinchilla lanigera (long-tailed chinchilla), 4120 nucleotides long. It is a transcript of the gene Nek3, whose product is annotated as NIMA-related kinase 3. The record is from RefSeq and is a predicted model, not a curated record. Gene Ontology annotation, biological process: protein phosphorylation. Lineage: Eukaryota; Metazoa; Chordata; Mammalia; Rodentia; Chinchillidae. Gene Ontology annotation, molecular function: ATP binding; protein kinase activity.
AGUGGCCGGGGGAGGAGCGACGCGGGGCGCGGGGAAGGCGGUGAGGAGAGACGGCCUCGCCGGGGCGAUCCCUGGAGCGAGGAACACGGCCCGGCGUCUCCGGGGUCCAGGGCGCCGUGGCGGCGGUCGCGGGUGGGCGAGUGGGUUGUGCGCCUGGGCGCCCGGAUCCAGCACUCCGUCUGGCCGGGCCGCGCCCCGCGCACAAACCUCCCGCGCUGCAGUGCGGCUGCGCCCCGCUGCGCGUGCGCCGCGCACCUGCGUAGCCUACCGUGGGUCUCAGAGGCGAACCCAGUGCGGGCAUUCGCAGAGUACUCUAACCUGAAAGGACCCGCGCGGUUUUUAGCUAAGAAAAGUCUGGCUGCUCUGCCUUAGCUCUCUCCAUUGCGUAAAAUGAAGGCCUGGAAGAAACAAAGACCGGGAACAGAGGAAGCGUAAUGUACUGCUGAAGAUUAGGAUAGUGGUAGCGGACGGGUGUCUUUCCCGUGCCCGGGUAUACUCAGAGACCUAACUGAUCUUGUAGAUCAUUGGUUUUGAAGACGAUGCAUCUAAGGUGGUUAUCUGGAGAAAUUAUUUCUCGGGUUUCCUGGUAAUUCUGUGAUAAUACAGGAAUGCAAACUGAAAGUUUUACGGAUCACUAUAGUACAUGUUUUGAUGUGUGGUUUUGGCUUUGCUGUGAAUGUGCUCCGUUAUUUAGAAUUCCUUGUGAUUGGAAAAAAAAAAAAAAAAGCACACUAUUUUUAUGUCUCAAAAUAAAUAAAGGGCAGGGCACAUAGCUUAGUGCGAAGGCCCUGGGUUCAGCUCCCAAUGCCAUAAAAACAAAACUUUCCCCACCUCCAAACUUAGUGAGGUUUGUGAUCACCUCUGCACCGGGUGUCCGCGGCGGCAGGAACCAGGAGAGACUUGUGAGGAUUCAGAGCCCACCUGUCCCCGAAAGUGGGCGGGAGGAAGAACUCCUCUGUCUUCUUAGAGGCCCUGCAGAUUCAACUAGCAACAGGCAGAUUAACGGGGAAAGUUUUAGUACCUAUGUGUAAAUGUAAAAUGCUACAGCUAGGGUCCCGCUUAUUACUACAGUCCCCGGGGUAAACUGUCAUAGAAAGGUAAAUAUUUUGGGGAAACUAAGGGUAAGAGUUAUUUAGUAAGGUUUAUUAUGCAGACUCAAAGUGGUGCUUUCCCCACUGAUAAAAUCUCUUCUUCCUGAAAACGGAGAAGACAUAUUUACAAGUGGAACUUUGGUGGCCUUUUACAUAGUGAAAUGUAUGCCUUGUAUUUAGAUCAGAAGGGCCAAGGCAAACAAGCAAAUUGCUUUCAGUUCAAAAUAAUCCUUAGGCAAAAAUAGCAUAUUUUGGGGGUGGCAUGUGCUGAUCCCCUUCGGAAGGAAAUCCUUGCUGUUGGCCUGCCUGGUGAUGGGAGCUGCUUUGGGUGAAUUGACUGUCGGAUGUUUCUGUUUUUCAGUGUAGUUUGGGAGCACAGGAGGUGGCUGCCUGCGCAGAGCCCAGCUGCGGUGCCCGGCAUGGACGGCUAUGUGGUCCUGAGAGUGAUCGGGGAGGGCUCCUUCGGCAGAGCUCUUUUGGUUCAGCCGAAAAGCAACAAUCGGAUGUUUGCCAUGAAAGAAAUAAGGCUUCCCAAGGUUACUGCUAAAGAAAGUAGCUUACAUAGAAAGUGAACAUGUAAUUUAUAGGAGAGUAAAUCCUUGAGGUUUAAUACGGAAUUUCUCCUUGAAAAAUAUGUAAUAGUUUAUUCAUUACUAGUUUCACAAGGGCUUGAUAUAUUUUAUGCAGUUCUUAGGAUAGUGUCCUCAACAAAGGGUGAGAAACAGUCAUUGUGUGCUAUUUUAUCUCUGUAAUAAUUUCCAAUUUCAUAUACACAGUAUGAACAAAACCAUUAACAAAAGCAACUAGGGUACAAUAAUCAUAAAAGAACAUAAAAAUACAGUGAUGAACAAAUCUUUGAAAUACAAACCUGUAGUUGUCAGGCAACCUACUCAUUGGAUCAGUUUAUAAUCUUAUUUCCCUGUAGACAAUUUAUUAUAGUUUAUCAUCAUUGUUCUAUGGAAGAACCCACGUCAGGAAGAUAGCUUAAUGUUAUUUUGACCAACUUUCUACAAAUACAUUUUAAUAAAGUUCUUAGAGUGCUAGGUUUAUUUUCCCCACAGUCUGCUUUAUUUCAGACUUGAGAGUGUAUCAAACAUGUGAUUCUGCAGGUCUGGGUAUGCCUGUGAGUUUGUGUUUUAACAUAUUUUUGGUUGCUGCAGUGGUUCCGAGAACCUUUGUGCUAUUACCCAGCCUGUGGCAGUUUCUUUUCUUCUUGUUUUUGCAGUGCUGGGGAUGGAACCCAGGGUCUUGCACAUGCUAGGCCAGCGCUCUACCAGUCCCUAUCCAGUUUCUUGAUUAUAAAAGUGAGACAUUCAAGGGGCAUGUGGCUGGAACGCUGCCCCAGGCUGGAGUCAGCCUGGCAGCCAAGUGCAACACCAAGUCAACCAAGAACUUGCUACACAUGAAGUUCAUGCAAAGAGGACUGGCCUCAGAAACCAAGAAACACCUAGAGAGGAGGCAGAGAAGAUCAUUAGCAAAGAGCACUGGUACUUUGAUUUGCCGAUGGUUAAAGAGAAAGUAUUUCAUAAUUCUUUCUCUGAUACACAGAAUUCUAGGAGGGAGGCUGUCCUAUUAGCCAAAAUGAAACACCCCAAUAUUGUUGCCUUUAAGGAAUCAUUUGAAGUUGAAGGACAUCUGUAUAUUGUGAUGGAAUAUUGUGAUGAAGGGGAUCUAAUGCAGAAGAUUAAACAACAAAAAGGAAAGUUAUUUCCUGAACAUACGAUACUUAAUUGGUUUACACAAAUGUGCCUUGGGGUAAAUCAUAUUCACAAGAAACGUGUGCUACAUAGAGACAUCAAGUCCAAGAAUGUCUUCCUCACCCAGAACGGAAAAGUGAAACUGGGAGAUUUUGGAUCUGCCCGUCUUCUCGCCAAUCCCAUGGCAUUCGCUUGUACGUAUGUGGGAACACCUUAUUACGUGCCCCCAGAGAUUUGGGAGAACCUGCCUUAUAACAAUAAAAGUGACAUCUGGUCCUUGGGCUGCAUUCUGUAUGAACUCUGUACCCUGAGGCACCCGUUUCAGGCAAAUAGUUGGAAAACUCUUAUCCUCAAAAUAUGUCAAGGGUCCAUCCACCCACUGCCACCUCGUUAUUCCUGGCACCUUCAGGACCUCGUCAGGCAGAUGUUUAAGAGGACGCCCUCGCAGCGCCCCUCGGCCACCACCCUGCUCUCCAGCCACUGUCUGGCUCCCCUGGUCCAGAAGUGCUUACCCCCUGAGGUUAUCACAGAAUAUGGAGAACAGGUAUUAGAUGAAACGAAAACACACAAGUGUAGUACACCAAGGAAAACGGUGCUGAGGAUCAAACCCAAAGACCCCAGCAGAAUCAGGACAGCUUUGGGCAGUGACUCAAAUACAGUGCAACAGGAGAAACCAGGUAGGAAGUACAGUCAUACUAAUUUUGAAGCCCCUCAUACAAAUUCAGCUGAAAAUGCUUUGAGGAGAGUCGCUGGAGGAAAAAAAGAGUCAGGUAAUCAGUCAGCCCAUCCCAGAAAAGCCAGUUCACCAAGUCCUCAUAGACGACAGUGGGAGAGAAAGGAACCCAGUACAGUUCUCUCAGCUUUGGAGAAUGCAUCCAUCCUUACCUCUAGUUUGACAACAGAGGAUGAUAGAGGUGGUUCUGUAAUAACGUACAGUGAAAAUAACACCCGGAAGCAGUGGCUCAGAGAGACUCCUGACACGCUGCUGAACAUCCUUAAGAACGCAGAUCUCAGCCUGGCAUUUCAAACAUAUACAAUAUAUAGACCAGGAGGCUCAGGAGGAUUCUUAAAAGGCCCUUUGUCCGAAGAAACAGAAGCAUCAGACCGUGUCGACGGAGAUCAGGAUUCUAUCGUUUUGGAUCCUGAGAGACUUGAACCUCGGCUGGACGAGGAGGACACGGACUUUGAAGAUGAUGACGGCCACGAUUGGGUGUCAGAACUGAAGGAGCGAGUUGGAUGGCAGGGCAUGUGUGACGGAUAGUGCCUUCGUCCUGUGGGGAAGAUGUUUCAAAUGAAGAAUUCAUGUUUGGAAUCAGAGGGAAGAGGGAGAAA